UCGUCAAUUUCACCAAAAAAAAAAGUUUCCAAACCACACCUCUCCUCCGCACACAGCCAACUUCUUGCGCGCGAAACGCCAAAACCCUCACGACAUCCAGUCGACCAAACCAAUAUCUCCGACAAAUUCCUCCCCUUCCCAAUUUCAAUACCGCAAAAAUGACCGGCGGAGUCUCCGUUCGCGAUGUCGAUGCGCAGAAGUUCAUCGACGCGUACGCUAGCUUCUUGAAGCGGCAGGGCAAGCUGCCCAUUCCCGGUUGGGUCGACACCGUCAAGACCGGUCCCUCGCGCGAGCUUCCCCCCCAGAACAUCGACUGGUUCUACGUGCGCGCCGCCAGCGUCGCCCGCCACGUCUACCUACGCAAGACCGUCGGUGUCGGCCGUCUCCGCAAGGUCCACGGCACCGCCAAGAACCGCGGUACCCGCCCCUCCAAGCACGUCGACGGCUCCGGCUCCGUCGACCGCAAGAUCCUCCAGGCCCUCGAGAAGAUCGGUGUCCUCGAGCAGGAUGAGGAACAGGGUGGCCGACGUAUCACCCAGUCCGGCCAGCGAGAUCUGGACCGAAUUGCCCAGACUACUGCUGAGGCCGAGGAGGAAGAGGAGGAAGAGUAAAUGUUGAUACCAUGCGGGAAUGAUUCUACUACUACGGUCUAGGUAGCAAAGGUCUAUGGGGGCACGGCGUCUGAAAAUGGCUGAAUGAAUUGAUUUGGCGAACUUCGCUUUCGCACUUCCCCAUGGCACAUUAUUCGUCUCUAAUACGUGUG
Molecule: messenger RNA, 763 nt
Organism: Daldinia decipiens
Lineage: Eukaryota; Fungi; Ascomycota; Sordariomycetes; Xylariales; Hypoxylaceae
Product: 40S ribosomal protein S19
Exons: 4
Coding region: 159-611 (150 amino acids)
Biological process (GO): ribosomal small subunit assembly; translation
Cellular component (GO): cytosolic small ribosomal subunit; ribosome
Molecular function (GO): RNA binding; structural constituent of ribosome
Source: RefSeq, a predicted model, not a curated record